Ilex paraguariensis (yerba mate) is the source of this 795-nucleotide messenger RNA. The record is from the annotation of a GenBank genome assembly. Lineage: Eukaryota; Viridiplantae; Streptophyta; Magnoliopsida; Aquifoliales; Aquifoliaceae.
AUGCUGUCAUGUUCUAGCAUCAUAUGCUCGAUUUCUCUGGAUGCUGAAGAAGAAGAGGAAGAGGAAGAGGAAGAGGAAGAAAGAGACCUAUAUGGCAUGGACCGCAGGAGCCCAUCACCAAAGUUCUUUGAAGGAGCUUCUAAUUGGCCUCCUCUAGCUGCAGCUUCUGUAUCUAAUAACCUCUCUGUGGUCUUCUGUUCCUUUUUUCGUUUUCCGGGGGGGAAUGGUGAUAAUAAUCAGUUGCAACCGUGGGAGUUUUUGCUCGGAGCUGGGAAUAUGAUCUCAUGGAAUUCAUUCAUUACAGCCGUUGAUUACUUUGAAUUUCUCUAUCCAAACAAACACAUUGACAAGGUUUUCUCUGUGGCUUACAUGGGUUCAACGCUACUGAUGCUUGUUCUUCUGAAUUGUUGGCCUACUUGGAAACAAUUACCUUCUAGCCGAUGGGUUGACCGCAGGAAGCUUGAUCAGAGCCACCAGGGAACUGCCGGGACGUUACAUGCAGGCAGUUUUUGCAGGCAAUGCGUCUUCAGGUAUCAAAUUUCUGAAACUCGUCGGAGGCAGACUCCUGCACCAGAGUGGUUUUCGUCGGCAGUAAAAGCCUACACUGGACUGAUUUUUGUCAGACGUGUUAAUCUAGCCGAUGGGUUGACCGCAGGAAGCUUGAUCAGAGCCACCAGGGAACUGCCGGGACGUUACAUGCAGGCAGUUUUUGCAGGCAAUGCGUCUUCAGGUAUCAAAUUUCUGAAACUCGUCGGAGGCAGACUCCUGCACCAGAGUGGUUUUCGUCGGCAGUAA